CCACAUGCCGAAUCGAACCACCAACUGCGCGGACCACCACUUCGCACGUAGUCGCUACUCCCACCAGCCCCGCCGCCACCAUGUUUGAGAUCGUGAUGCGAAAGCAGCACAACACGCUCGGCUUCACGAUACGGAAGGAGGACGAGUCGCCGCUCGGUUACUACGUUCGGUCGAUCAAGUGCGAACCGGCGCUGAGCGAUGGUCGCAUAAGGGUCGGCGAUCGGCUUCACUCGGUCAACGGUGUCCCGCUGGCGCCCCUCCCAUACGAGCAGGCCAUCCUCUUCAUCCGCAGCGUCAGCGAGACAGUCUGGUUGCGGCUGUACCGUGGGCAUCCACCCCCACUGCUGACGUUACCAUCAUCACCAUCGUCGCCCACCGCACUGCUGCGGCAGCAGCCCUGCUAUGAUCGACGAUCGACGGCCACCGUCAUCGAUCAUCGGCACCGGACAUUACGGACCGGAAACCGGAAGCAACGCAGUGCCAGCUUCAGCGAAACGGGCGCAGCCCCCAAACGCCAACUGCCACAAUCGGGCGACACUGUGAGGUCACGUUUGCUAGUGCGCUGCAACACCGAGCAGAAUCUGGUCGCCACAAACGAGGAGGAGGACGAGCGACUGCUCGUGGUUCCCUCCUCUUCUUCUUCUUCUCCUUCUCAUCCUUUGUCUGUGGCGCUGUCGCUGCUACCAUCCACUGACGUCAGCUAUGAGAUCAUCACCGUGGAGCUACAGAAGGGCUGGAACAGCCGGUACGGCUUCAGUCUGCGAACCGAGCCCGAUCCGGUGCGUACGGUCAUCAGUGAGAUCCAUCCGGGCAGCCUAGCGGCACGGGAUGGUCGGUUGCGAGUCGGCGAUGUGCUGCUCAUGAUUAACAACGAAUCACUGGGCACGAGAAGUACGGCUCAGCUGAUCGAGCUGCUGCGCAUCCUGUCCGGUGCGACCAUCAUCACGGUGCUUCGCCAUCCCCCUUCUGUUCCUCUACCUCCUUCGACUGUGACUGAGGUACCCCUGCAGCAGCACGAGCAGCAUCGGCAGCCAGACGGAUCCUGCUCUCUGAGCUUCCUGCACGAAAACGGUGGGGUGGGGUGGGCGCAACAUAGUACAAAACAGGAGGCACUACUCGUUCACCCUUCCUCUACCAGGUAGUGUGAGGGGUGGGUGUAUGACAAUUAGCUUGCCCGCAAAUUACGUGGACAAUUUUGAGGGGGAAGGUGUAGCAGGGGAUACAGGAGCAAUAAGAGAGGCGCAUUCCAUACACAGGUUCCACAGGUUCACGUCACUUUGAGAUAGCCAAGUACCAGGUUUGUGAGAUUAGAAUGAAUAAAGAUGUAAAAUGUGUGCGUUUUUUCCAAAAAAAUCGUUUAUUUUUUUUUUAACAUAUAUAAGGACGGACGAGUCGUAUGUUUAAAUCGUUUAUUAUUAAUAUAAUAGAUAUAACAUCGAGGUUGUGUUUACAAUGGGUUCAGCUCGUGCUUCUCCUCAUUAUUUUGAUUUGUUCUUCGUAGUGUA
Molecule: messenger RNA, 1505 nt
Organism: Anopheles aquasalis
Lineage: Eukaryota; Metazoa; Arthropoda; Insecta; Diptera; Culicidae
Product: inaD-like protein
Molecular function (GO): protein binding
Source: RefSeq, a predicted model, not a curated record